CUUCUCCUCAACAAUCUUUUUAUUCAGUACACUUUUUGAGCCUUUGAAUCCGUUUUUCCAAAUUUCAGUACGAGUUGGUUUAUGUUAGUGAGCUGUUUUACUUCUGCUUACGUUUUACAACAUGUCUCUUCAAGUAAAACUGUACACUCCGUCGGGCGAAAUCCGCCGAUUCAACUUGGACGGCAACGCCACAUUUUCCGCACUGCAGCAGCGUAUUCGAGAUUUGACCGGAAACGAUAACUUGCGCCUGUUUUGGCAAGAUUCCGAAGGUGAUUUCGUGAUUUGCGGAUCGGACGAUGAGUUUAAUGAAGCCAAAUCCAUGCAUAAGCCGGGCAAUCCCCUGCGCAUUUUCGCCAAGCCAGGCCGCCCGACGGCCUCGGAAAACGUUCAUCAGCGCGUGACCUGUGACGGAUGUCGUGGUGCAGUGGCUGGUACGCGCUACAAAUGUCUGGAAUGCCCCGAUUACGAUUUAUGUGAGAAAUGUAUGGGAGAGCGGCAACAUGCCCAGCACGAUAUGCUGGCCAUCCGCACACCGGGAACGCAUGCAUGGAAGAAAGCCUUUGCUCAGGGAUACGGCAACCGUGCCGGUUUCCGCCCUGCCGGAUGUCCUCGUUUCGCUCGUCCCGGUUGUGGACCGUGUCGCCCACCGAACUGCGGACCAUUCCAACCGGGUACCAUCCCGCCUUUUGUCCGUCACAUGAUGGAAACUUUUGGACCGGUCAUCGACAAAACCGUGGAAAUGGACAUUGACCUUAACAAACCACUGCAAGAAGUCAUCGGUGACGUGGCCAAAAACAUUACGGAGGCACUGAACACGGUCAGCCAGUCGGCGGAAACUGAACGCCAACAGGAGCCAAAACAGGCGACCACCACCGAGGAGAAGAAACAGGAGCAGGAGACGGCGGACUUUGUCACCGCGAUGGCCAGCGCCGUAGCUGAUGCCGUCAACGUGGUGAGCGAUGCGUUGAAGGAGGUCAUCCCGGAGGCGGAAAACGGGUGGACCCAUCUGCAGCCCGAACCGGCCGCCUCCCAGUCGCAGACAGAAGAGCCGCAGCCCAGCACCUCGAAAAGCGAAGAGAAGCCGGUGCAGUCGGAAGGCAGCAUUGAAGCCGCGCUGCGUGCCAUGGAGGAGAUGGGAUUUCCCAAUGAGGGCAACUUGCUGCGCCGUUUACUGAUUAACUACAAAGGAGAUAUUUCCCGUGUGCUGGACUCCAUUAAGUAAAAUACUUCUUCAAUGACAAUCACGAUUACCUAUAAUUUGGUAUGACUACGAUAUUUUUUGUGUCAGUACUUUGUAUAAUACAAAAAGAUGUUCAUUUGGCCUGUCGCUUAACAGUCAUCCCACUUUUGCUGUCAUGAUUACGGUAGAUAACUGCGUCAAAUUAAAACGUCGCCGCUAUCUACCGCCGCAAAAUAUUUCUCUGUAUAAACUUAUCCACUCGUGAUUUGUUUACUGUAGUGCACUGGCAUGUUAUUAAGGACAAUAAAAAAUGCGAAUUUGU
Messenger RNA from Paramacrobiotus metropolitanus, 1502 nucleotides. RefSeq names its product sequestosome-1-like. The record is from RefSeq and is a predicted model, not a curated record. Lineage: Eukaryota; Metazoa; Tardigrada; Eutardigrada; Parachela; Macrobiotidae. Gene Ontology annotation, biological process: aggrephagy; mitophagy; endosome organization. The transcript is spliced from 3 exons. The coding region runs from base 122 to 1222 and encodes 366 amino acids. Gene Ontology annotation, cellular component: amphisome; aggresome. Gene Ontology annotation, molecular function: K63-linked polyubiquitin modification-dependent protein binding; zinc ion binding; protein kinase C binding.